CCGGCGAGGACAGGUGGAGAGGGUGUUGAUGAGGGUUACGAAGUAGGCUUGUUUGGCGGCGUGGAGGGAGGAGGAGUAGGUGAGGAAGGCAGAUUUGUAGAGGGAGAACGCUCAAGGGGAUUUGGUUUUUCACCAUAAUUGUUCCAGCAUUUUUAGUUUGGUAGUUCUGCCAGGGUUGAAGCGCUCGGGGUCUAAUGCUACGUGUGGUUAUGGGUGCUAAGGAGUCUAAGGCAGCUGACAGUGAGUCGUUAUACGCAGUAGUGGCCAGGUCAGGGCAUGACAGUGGAAGGAUACUGUCGUACAGACGGUCAGCUGCAGAGUGGAGAGGG
Molecule: messenger RNA, 329 nt
Organism: Staurois parvus
Lineage: Eukaryota; Metazoa; Chordata; Amphibia; Anura; Ranidae
Source: the annotation of a GenBank genome assembly